Messenger RNA from Schistosoma haematobium, 9601 nucleotides. Its product is annotated as Transcriptional adapter 2-alpha. Gene Ontology annotation, cellular component: SAGA-type complex; nucleus. Lineage: Eukaryota; Metazoa; Platyhelminthes; Trematoda; Strigeidida; Schistosomatidae. The coding region runs from base 608 to 2230 and encodes 540 amino acids. The record is from RefSeq and is a predicted model, not a curated record. Gene Ontology annotation, molecular function: chromatin binding; transcription coactivator activity. Gene Ontology annotation, biological process: regulation of transcription by RNA polymerase II; chromatin remodeling. The transcript has 7 exons.
UGUUAAAUUAAUUUACACCCUUGCUGUACUAAAAUAGUAGGUUUUCAAAAUAACUUUUAACUAAACCCAUUAUGUAAUUAUGACUUUAAAUACCACAGGUUGUAAGCAGCCGACGAGAACCAACGAGAUAAAAUGAAUUCAUGCUAUUCUGCUAGAAUCUUUGUUCUUGCACUUUAAAAAUAUUUUAGGGUUCAGUUAUCGUAACAACUGGCAUUCGAUAACAAGAGGCGUGUGUGUGUAGCAGUGUAUUUACGAGCGGUUAUCAGUGUCAUGCUUUGAGGGAUUCAAAAAGGAAGUAUUCAAGGUCAUGCAGUUGUAAACAACUUUUACAUUCAUUUGUAAUAAAUGUACAAAUUAUGGAAAUUAUCAAGAGAAAUGCAAAAAGUAUAGAAAAAUAACUACGAAAUAAGUUUGUCGUGGCUGUCUCCACAAAUAUCAGCACCUGUUGGUGCAUUCAAAUGGAUUUUGGAUAUUCACAGUGCUACAUAUUUGCGAGCAAUAACGUAAGUCAAUUGACACUGUAUCCUUUCCGCUGAAGACUGAAGAUCAAAAUCUGUAAUUCAGAUACGUGAUAGCAACAAGCGCGAAAAACAACCUUGAUGUUACUAUGUUUCGCAAGUUGCCAAAAUGUUGCUACUGUUUAGAGAAGAUCAGUGGCUUCUCUUUUGUGUGCGCUGAAUGUACAGUGAUAAAGAUAUGUGUGAAAUGCUUUGCAUGUGGGGUUGAGGGUGGCAAACAUAAAAAAAUUCACAAAUAUAUUAUAAAGCGUUCUGAAGAUUGUUAUCUCACCGAGAAUCAUUGGUUGCUUUCAGAAGAAUUAAAACUAUUAGACGCUCUGGAUACUUAUGGUUAUGGCAACUGGGAUGAAAUAUCCGCUCAACUACAGUCACAUAGCUCCACAGACUGUCGAGAUCAUUAUGACAAGUUCUAUAUGUCAGGAAUCAUGAAAGAACUCAUGUGUUCACCUUGCCCGUUUCCUCUUGUUAAAGAACAUACUUACCCAAACAAACUUUUCGAUUCUGAAGUUGAAAACAAUCCCCCAUGUGAUUUACGAUUAGAUCAUCAGAAGUCACUUGGAUACUUGCCAUAUAGAGAUGAAUUCGAAAUUGAAUAUAUGAAUUCAGCCGAAGAAGUUUUAAAUUCUGUUUAUACGACAUCUAAUUGCAAUAAACUCGACAAAGCUUUCUAUUUAGCAUUGAUGGGUAUUUACAAUCAAUAUAUACAGGAGCGUCAUUUCCGUCAUCGUUUGGCACGUUCACACAAUCUAAUUACUCACCUUAUGCGUGACCUGAUCCGUAACCAAUCAAAGCAGAAGUUAUCCAACUGUAUAUCCAAGUCUGGGGUAAUCAAAAGAGGAUGCUACGCCAAACGGUCGAGUCAUCUAAGUAUUUCUCGAAUCAAAAAGGUUAAUCGGAAAUUAUGUUACAGUGAUAGUUUCAGGGAACGAGAAACUGCAUAUUCCCCUAAACUAAAAGGUUGUGUUGAUCGGAUUAGUGAUUUUAAUUUUAAUUCUAAUGCUAUGAUAAAUGAACGUGUGGACGCCAAAGUUUUCGGUCAGUCCCUAGCUUUGACACAAAACCAUUUGAAUUGUUCAUAUGAAUCAAUGCCGACGCCUAAUCUACAACAAUACUGCAUAUCCCACCAGGUUCUGAAAAAUAAUAAUAAGGAUUCCUCUACAGCCAGUUUAAAUAUCCCCGGAAUGAGUAAAAAAUUUGCUGUACCAAAUGCCACUAAAACAUUUCUUGUCCGCGGUGAUUCAUGGCUGACUGAGUCUUGUACCUCAUCAGAAAUCCUUGACUCUGGUAUUAGUUCUGCAGAAUCCUCUUCCAAUUCUACAACUUCGUGUGGCAAUUUUAGUGACCAGUUAAAUUCAAACCCCCUCAAAUCAACCAUUGAUUUGCAGCUAUCCAGUCAAACAGUUUCUGCUCGCCCUCGAUCUAAUUCCGAUUCCGCUUAUGAUACCGGUAUAUUGAGAUUAAAGACCAAAUAUCCUAGCUGGAAUGAUCAAACCUUACCAUCGAAUAGAUUGACCAACAGUGCAUUUUCAGAGAUUGAUCCUGUGCAAAACGUAAUCGGAUGUCUUUUCCAACCUGCUGAAGAAGUAAAGACUCCCUUGUUUGCACCUCGGAGACGGCGUCGGGGACAUCCACCCAGAAAAUUUAAAACGAUAUCAUGUUUAUCUCACAAUCAGAGUACUGGGCAACAAAAUACACAAAAAUUCUUAAAGUAAGUUUUUAUUUAAUAAAUAUAAUAAUAUCUUUAUAACUUCACAUACCACUUUUCCUGUUUUUAUUUAUGAAUAUAAAGUUGUUGGUGUACGUAGAUAUUUUUGGAAUUAAUUUUGAUACUUACCGUUAAAAUCUAACUUCCUUGCACAAGUAAAGAUAAGUGUAUUUGGAUUUUAACUGUACAAUGUUUUAUGAAAAACAGAGGUACUAACUGAUCACCCCAACUGAAUUUGGUUACUGAACUGGUAAAAAUCGAGUGCUAGAAAUGUUAUCAACCUUGGAAAUGUAUGUUUUUGCAUAUGCUACCAGUUGUUCUGGUAUUUUGGUAGCCACCUGGUGAAAUGAUUUUAUAAAAAUACUCCUACUUAUAUAUUGGAAGGUGUCCCAUUCUGUCCAAAGUUGGCCUUGAUUUAGGUUAAGUAACUGACCAGUUCACUUUAUGAUAAAAUAACGUUUCACAUAUCCGGAAAAAAUCCACUAUUGUAGUAAUAUUCUGAAAGUCUACUGUAUUUGUUGUUAAAAAUAUCAAGCUUAAUCUACUGCCACUCCGUAAUCAAUAUUGUGGAUACUUUGUAAAUGUUCAAGUACCUCACUCUAUUGGCCCGGUCAGCUUUUGGAAAUUAGACACUUCUCAUUCAGGUCGUGAAGAGAAUAGUCACAUCGUUAUCCAAAAUAUACGUAUGCUUAUUGUAUACCAGUAAUAUCUGUUUCUAAAGAGCUGUAUUAUUAUUGACUCGUAGAUGGGAAAAUUUCCCUGUAAUUGUGUUCAUUAUCGCCCUUCUGAUUACGCAAGCUGAAUUAGAUUGUAUAAAAAUCAACCACACUAAACUGUACUGUAAAUACACUACAGUGAAUAUCCUGUUGGUAAUGCACUAAGUCUCGCCUACAGUUGUCUAAUAUUUUCUUGAAGUUGUCUUCGAUUUCCAAUAUGUACCUAUUAGAGUUUGUCAGAUAACCUUAAAAUAUUUCUACUGGCGAACAUUUGGUGGAAUAUAGGUAUACUAGACGGAAAAAGCUAGGAUGCGAUUAAUUUAUAGAAUUACCUGGUCGGUCAUAAAACUUCAUCCUUUGAUAUAAUCCAAGCCCUUUUUUGUAGGUGUAACAUAUCAAGCUCAGAAAAUGUUAAUAUUGAAUCUUGUGGAGAAAUUCAGUAUCAUACACCUGGGAAUGAGAUACUUCAGAUUGAUAUUUCAUCGAAUUCGGAUAUAUACAAUUCUCUUAAAAGUCUUACAUGGCUCGCUGAAAAUGUAGAGACCCCAUUAACGGUCCCCGUACAUCGCCGUCGUGGACGUCCACCUCGUCAUCCUAGAAUACCAUCUUCUAUUUCUCAAAGUGUUUAUAGUGCUAAAAGUUAUGAAAAAACGUUUCUUACGUAAGUCAUUUUUAUCUUAGUUCAGAGAUUAGUAUUUCCCUAAAGUUUCUAUUUUUCUAAAUUCCAUAUGACAAUGGUCUGUUGACAGUACACAUUCGUUGAUGUAUCAUCUGGCAAAUAAUCAAUUAUUCAUGCAUUCUGUGGGGUAAUUUUCCGAAAACCGGAAGUUAGGAAAACUCAACCGUACGGAUGAAUCGCUGACUCUGGUAGAACUUCGAGGAUCAGUUUAAUUGAGUUUUAAGGGUUUUCUAACUAACCGAAAUUCAAUCUUAUUUGAAUUGGGAUGCUAGAAAUAAAUCAUCAUAACUUUGAGUUAAAUAAACUAACUAACCUUCUUUUCAACAUUAAAGAGAAACUCAUUCUCAUUGGAAUAACAAUCAAUGUAAUUAAAAUAUGAUUACUAUCCGCCGAUGAAAAUGUUAAUGACAGAUUAUAAAUAAAAGUAGGAAAAUAAGUAAAGUUCAAAGUGUUCCCAGGUCGAAUAAAGUAAGAUACCGAAUUCAUUCUUAAACCUUGUAUUACUUCUGGGUAGUCAAUAAAGUCAAAAUCGUGUACUCCUCAAAGUCAAAAGAUACCAUGUGAUGUGAUCAUUUUAAUAACUUGAAUAUUUCAAUAAAACACUUCUUCCCUACGGAGUCAUCAAUUUUUUUCACAAGAAAAUCACUAUAUAUAUAUAUCCUCAACGUAACAUGCUCCUCACAGAAUUAUUUUGUCAUUUGUAUUCGUAAACAAUUGACUAUUUUCUUCUUGUUCAACUUAAAGGCAUCCUCAGUGGCUGAAACCAUUCUUUCGUUAUCUUUCUACGUCAGAAGCAGAGACAUUCCUUAAAAAUUUAGAACGUAAGUAUGAAAUAUUUUAAUGGAAAAUAUAUUUAUCUAUUCAAGCGCACAAAUCUUAGAACAUAACACAAACGAAAACUGACUACUGUAAACAAACAAAGGAGAGAUUGAUAAUGCAGUCAACAAAUAAAUAAUUAGAAAUAUCAUGUAGUAAAAGACAGUUCGGUUAAAAAUACAUCCAAGAAAGGUUUCUUCCAGUUAAGGAAGCUUAUCUCACUUUAUGAAGUGCACAAUAAAACCCUAAAUUAGGGUUGCCACAGGCUUUUUAUCUGAACUAUAUUUGGUACCAUCAGAAUCCAUUGAUUUGCACAACCAUGAAUUCGAAAAUGCCAGUCCUAUAUGGUUACCCUUCAUAGCACGACGCUUACUUACCUACUUACGCCUGUUACCAUUCAUGGAAGAGCAUAGGCCACCCACCAACAUUCUCCAACAAACUUUAUCCUGGGCAAUCCUCUUCAGUUGUUUCCAGUUGCUAUUCAUUUCUUUCAUGUAUGCUUCCAUUUCUCUCUGCAGUGUGUCCUUUUGCCUUCUUUCUUCUUUCCAAUUCAGGGUUCCAAGUUAGGGCUUACCCCGUGAUGCAGUUUGAUGAUUUCGGAAAUGUAUGACCUAUCCACUUCCAACAUCUUUUCCUAAUUUCCCCCUUCAGCUGGAAAUCGGUUUGUCCUCUCUCACAGUAGGUUGUUUCUGGUGAUAUCCGGUCAACGGACACUGAGUAUCUUGCGUAGACAUUUGUUUACAAAUAUCUGUACUUCUUUGAUGAUGGUUAUUGUAGUUCUAGAAGUCUCAGAUCUGUAAAGUAGGACUGUCUUGACGUUUGUAUUGAAGAUUCUGAUUUUGAUAUUGGUUGACAGACAGUUGUUUAGAGUCCCAUAUGUUCUUCAAUUGUAUGAAUGCUGUCCUUGUUUUGUCAAUUCCUGCCUUUACAUCUACAUCAGAUCACCCCUCUUCGUUGAUGAUACUGCCCAGGUGCGUGGAAGUUUCCACCUCUUCCAGAGCUUCUCCAUCAAGUGUGACUGGGUUGGUGUUCUCUGUGUUGUAUUUAGGGAUCUUACUUUUUUCCCUGUAUAUGCUGAGGCCUAUUGAUACAGAGGCUGCUGCUCCACUAGUUGUUUGUACCUUCAUUUGUCAAUGUGUAUGAGAUAGAAGGGUCAGGUCAUCUGCGAUGUCUGGGUCGUCCAUCUACAUCCAAGCUAUCCAUCAUAUUUCGUGCUUCCUCUGAGAUGUGAAGGCCUUCAUAAUCCAGUCAACCAUCAGAAGAAAGAGAGAAAGGGUGGGAGCAAGAAAUCUUGUCCGACUCCGGUCCUCACUUGGAAUGCAUCUGUCAUCGGUUCCCCAUACACCACUUUGCAGUGUAGUCCGUUGUAUAAAUCUUGUAUAAUGUCGACGAUUUUCCCAGUUAAAGCAUAGUGUUGAAGACGAUUCCACAAGGUUCUCUUAUCCACAUUGUUUAACACUUAUAGUCAAGGAAGUUGAUGUGUGGUGACGAAUUCAAUUGAAGUGAUUGCUCAACAAUGAUAUGUAGUGUCGUGAUUUGGUCUAUGCACAACCGAUCCUUACGAAAUCGGGUCUGUUGAUUUCGAAGUUGGGUAUCUACUGAUUCUUUCAUCCGGUUCAACAACAAUCUAUUGAGAACUCCUGUUACUGAUAUUAGUAUGAUACUAUUGUAUUUGUCACACUUGUCGAGAUCUCUUUUCCUUGUCCUUCUUUUCAGUCUGUCGGUAGCACUUGUUCUUUCUUUCUUGCUGUUCAGCACCUCCAGACACGUUGAAGUUAGAGCUUCUUUGAUCCCUUUACAGUUGUUUUCCAUAAUGCUUUUCUGUUCUUUGGGUAGAUCUCACCAUUCUCGUUCGUUUCUCCCAGUCAGUCUAUGCCGUCACAUGAUAUCUUCAUAACCGUUGUUGUCCAUUCCGACAUUGGCGUUUCGAUCUCUUAUCAGUAUGUUCAGGCCCUUUCCUGAACACUUGACUAUGAUCGAUUGCAGCCUCAUAAAACUGAUCUUUGUCGUCAUCAUUGCUAUCAUUGUUGGGUGCAUAAGAUUGGAUAACAUUCCCUCCCUCUUUGUUUUGAAUGAUGCUUUGAUGAUCCUGGGUCCAUGAGUUUCCCAUUGUGUAAGGGCUUUGCGUGCUUGUUUGGUCAGCAACAGAUCAACCCCCUGUGUGUAGAGAAUUUACUUAUUCGUGACCAGAAUAAAACAGCAUCUUUUCUGUCUAAUUUGUGUCCAAUGGGUUCCAUGUAUUCGGAAAACCGCCACGUUGUAUCUCCUCAUUUCUGUUGCUGUUUGACUGGUCCUUCCGAUCUCUCACAUUGUCCGAACAUUCCAUGUAUCCAUAGUAUUGUUUGUUGUGGUUGUUAGGAGGAACAUCGGCUUCGUGACUUCCUAAGAAUCUCUGCUUUCACUAUGAGGCGUCAUAGUUCUUCCUUCAACUCGGAGGGCGAAGUUUAAAUGGUUUAAGUUGUUUGUUCUGGUUAGCGUUUUUUAGCAAAGUUGUUUUCCACAGGAUAAGGUUGAUGACCCUAUGUCCAACUCACUUUAGCCGGUCAUGGGACCGGCAGUAGAUCUAGAAGAGCUACAGGCGGAGUUUCAUAGCACGACAGCGUGCCAUAAACUAACCACCUCUCUGCUUCUUCUACCAGAUUCCAGAGUCGGGAAAUAAUGCACAAAUGGAGGUCUCUGAGGUGAUAUUCAUAAUACGUAACCAAGCGACAGAAGCUUGUGUUUCAAUAUAGUUACGCCGAUCGGAUGAUCGUUACUGCGCCCAAAUACACAUUGCCAGACUACUGCAUUACUAACAUGGUGUUGGUUCUGGAUGUGAGAAAACCAUCGGAGACCGACAAUCGGAUACGGAGAGUUGCUAAACCUCCUCGUCUUGAAGGCGCCAGGUUUACAAGCCCAUGGUGUAACCGCUCUCACAUACAUGUUUUGAACUCGACUAUGGUUGAAUAUGAUGGAUAUAGAACUAUAUGACUUAAAUCCUCUGGGUUAGUAAGAAAUAUAUAUUAUUCUCCUAAGAUGAUAUUGAACCUGUGUACGACUGUUACUGACUUGUUGUUCUUUAGAAUGAGAAAUUAGGUCUGAUAAACAAACUCGUUAAUACAACAUCUCUGUGUAUUAUCCUCCAUAUUAAAUACUUUUGGAUAGCUAUUAGGUCAAAGCAAUUUGUAAGAGUUCAUACUCGAGCUUCAUAAGAAAUGUGUUUUCAAUAAUGGUUGGUUAUGAUGUUCUUACCUUAACCCAGCUAACAUAUGGUCUAUAAGUAAAAUUAACCUUUAUUACCAUCUCAAUACUUAAUCCCCUUAAAAUAAGCUUUUUAUUUCUUACUUCGAUUCUACUCACUUAGAAAUUACAACCGUAAAAUAGUGAUCGGCUUAACUUGUAGCUAAAUUUUAAUCCUGUUUAUUUGUAGCCUAGCGCUUGAUAUUUGUUCAACAGGUGGUGUUAGGUUAUAAAUCCCUACAUAAACCACAUGUUUUUAGCAAAACAUUUAUCUGAUAUUUCACAAGAGAAUCAACAUUCAUUGCAUCGGUGUAAAUAUAGGUAUCAUGUAGAUAAAUGAUGACAAUGUGAGCUGACUUCUUUUGCGGUUACGAAGAACGUUGAUGAUUAGGCGAAAGUUCUGUUAAGGAUGUGAAAUACUAUGUUAUACUGUAACGCUCAUUAUAAGUUUUUUAAGACUAGUGCGUAGGUUAAUUCAGAAAUUUGGACAGUCUUUAGUGUACUGACUUGAAACUGAUAAACUACAAGUAUUUCAAAUAUUUGGAUGACUAGAAUUCGAAUAAAUUACUUCACAUAGGACAAUGUUAAUUCUUUUGUUAACAAGUUUGUUUUUUCUUACAGAAUAAUUCGUCUUCAUUUAUAUCUGUUAAUGUACUUUUAUUGAAGGUGAACGCAUACUACGUAUUGAACUUAGUCAGCUGAUACAAGAUUACUGUAGAUUCUCCAUGAAAACAGCAGUGACCGAUUGUGUAGUUCGUGAGGAUUCAUCUAGUCGUUUCGAUCUCUACAAGAAUUCUUCAUCAUGUUCUUCCACCUCCACUUCUCCUCUGCCCCCGCCGCCAUCUACUCCAAUCUCCAAAAAGUCAUCAACUUCAUCUGUUCAUCACCGGCUGUCCAAUUUUGUGAAGUUACGGAAACUUAAACGAUCAUUCAGUACAACUACGCGAAAACCGGUUCAUAAUUUUGCUUCGAAUAAAAGGAAUCAAUAUCGCAGUUAUGCACAUUAUAAUAAUCAUAAUCUUCGACGAAUUAAUUUCGCUAAUAGAAUUAAUCAAAAAAUUAGUUGUAAACGAACACGAACUGUUUUUAAUUAAUGUUCAAUAAUCUUUCUUAAUAUUUUAAUUCUCAGGUUGAUUACUUCAUUGUUUAUACAAUGUUCUUCUCGCUGUGUGACCUAAACAUAUCCACACACAAUUUCAGUUCUAAUUGUUAAUUUUAGCUAGGACCUUCUUUAUUGUUAGCAAUAAAAUAAUAAUGAAUUGUACAUAUCAUUCUAUGUACAUUCCUAAUACUAGAACUAAUGAAUUCAUAAUCAAUAUGAGACAUAUAAGCUGAUAAUUUGUGUCUUACUCUGCUUCACACAAUUAGACUUUUAAAAGUGACACUGAAAAUAUUAUACGGUUUAUUCAAAUGAUUUUAAACCAAAUUUCGUUUACUGAUAAACCUACUCACAGUGAAACUAACAAUACUUAUUACUGUUAACCUGUACUCAUCUCAAUUUAUUAUUAAUAUUUAGUUGUCAUCAAAUUUAUUUUGUUUGGCUGUGUCCUUCCUUGUUAACCUUUUAAUAAUCGAACUUCUAGUGUAUUGGUAUGCCUUGGUAGGUGACUGUUUCUAUCAUUUUUAGAUGUUUUUUUCAUUUGUUUUCCUGUUACUUCUUGCUUAGAUUGUUCCUUACUUCCACACGUUAAUUCCUUCGAGUAAAUCAACGAUCAAUUGCUCAAAUUAACAUUGUUUAUAUUAUUAGGUUUUUAAUAGGUGUUCCAUUUGAAGGCAAAGCAACGAUCCCUUCGAUUCCCAAAUCAAUUCAUUAAGUGUUAUAUAUAUGGUACAUUUAUCCUGUAUUACGUAAGGUGUUAUAAUACUAAUUUUUAUUCUGAAUGCGUUUAUGUAUGUAUAUCGUGUUUUCUGUAGUUAUGUUUCAAUAAUAUCUUUAUUAUGCUUGUUA